UUCGGCCCGUGCGAGGUCCUUCCCCGCAUCUGCUUCCUCUCGACCACCAUGUCUUUUGAAGGCCUCAUUUCUGGUGCCGAAUGCGCUGUGCCAUUCAACCCUCUCUCUCAGGUCUUAAAGCACACCGAAGGCGAUCGGAGUCUCCAACAGGAUCGGAUCGCGGGUCCUUCCUCCUCGCGACUGCACCAACUCCCGGGGACGACUACCGCGGGUGCAAGCCAGAAUGAUCUCGCCAUGGCGCGUCAAUUCUUCGAGUCCGCGCCCCUCGGAGGCACGGCCUUCGGAGCGCCCAAUCCUAUGGAGCUGGCAGCCCAUCUGCAGCAACAAAACCCGCAACAUAUGACCCCGGCCAACGAGCGGUGGGUCAUGGAGCAACAGCAGCAGAUGCGCGCGUUCGAGUCGUCCGGGUGGGCCUCGGAGUUCGGCACUGGCGUACAGACGACCCCAGGGGGCUCACUCGUCCAGCAGCACAAUUUAUCACGUCCAGACUUCCAGCCCCAGCAGACUUCCUAUAUGUCCUCCUUCUCGCAAUACAGGUCUCCGAUGGGAAUGGACAUGGGAAUGUACAAUGGUUCUGGCAUGAUGCAUUCGAUGCCGGUCCAGCUCGACAACAAGGGCAAGAGUCGGGAAGCCGACUUUGAGGCUGCGUUUGCUCAGGUGCUGGCCGCUCAUGCGGAGGAGAAACAGCAAUCUAGCCGCAUAGAGGAGAUACCUGAAGGUGAGACUGGGCUGGAGGAAGCCAUGGACAAAGCGAGACUGGAGACUGGGGAAGAGACCACAGACUUCAAGCGGGUAUGGGAUCAGUUGCAGAACUCGGACCUCCCUCCACCUGCUGAGGACAUGGCUAAAUGGGAGGCCCAAUUCAACCAGCUGAUGACUUCUGAGCGGGACGAUCUAGAUGCUGAUUACGGGGCUGCCAUGAAGAACGCUUGGGAAAGCGGCUUGGGAGAUUUUUCUGAAGAUCACACCGAAUACAGUCCGACCAAAUUCGAUCAGUCCGGGAUCCCUCUCCUUCCGGCAUACGUGUUCGAGGAAGAAAAUAAAUACCUCGCGGCGGACGCGCCCGUAAAAUCCCAUUUAAGCGAAGCCAAAGCUCUGCUUGAGCAGAAUGGCUCGCUUACCGAGGCAGCGUUGUUGCUCGAGGCUGCGAUUCAGAAGGGGGAAACGGGUGAGGGUGGUUAUGAAGCCUGGAUUCUUCUGGGAGAAACGAGAAACAUGGAUGAACGAGAAGAAGCCGGGAUGCGGGCACUCAGUCAAGGCGUGAAGCUCGCGCAAGAAGCGGGAACGCCUGGGUUGGGGAUGCUUUCGCUUGCGAUCUCGUAUACAAACGAGUCGAUGGAUCGGGCCUCGCACACGAUGCUUCUCCGCUGGAUUCUCGCUCGGUUCCCCAGUCACCCUGUGCCCCCAGAAACGUUGACUGCGAUAUCCAGCAACGCGUCGUGGGACACUCACGCGCGGCUGACCGAGGUGUUUUUGUCGCUAGCGCGUGACCAGCACAGCCGUGGGGAGAUGGACCCGGAUGUGCAGAUCGCGCUGGGGAUAUUGUUCUACACGAACAGCGAAUAUGACCGGGCCAAGGACUGCUUCGAAAGCGCAUUAUCGGCACGACCCAAGGACUUUGUGCUGUGGAAUCGAUUCGGCUCUUGUCUGUCGAACGGCAACCACCCAGAAGAAGCGCUGGGCGCGUAUCGCGAAGCUCUCGAGCUCCGCCCAACAUACACCCGUGCGAUUUACAACGUCGGGGUCGCUUGCCUGAACAUCGGAGCCCACAAGGAAGCGGCCGAGCACUUUAUGAGCGCCCUGAAUAUGCAGCAUAUGAACGGGGGUGGCGACACCAGCGAGCAGCUCUGGUUCACCCUCCGCCGUGCAUUCCUGGCUAUGGAUCGGACAGAUUUGGCUAAUCUCACCCAGCCUGGCCCAGCGCGUGGCGACAUGCAGGUCUUCCGUGCCGAAGGUUUCGACUUUUAGCGGUGUGAUCAGGCAUGUAACUAUCUACAUAGACCAAUAUAUCAAGUGAGUCAGACAUGAGUCGACGGUCACUCGAAUGCUUUCA
Mycena citricolor is the source of this 2053-nucleotide messenger RNA. The record is from the annotation of a GenBank genome assembly. Lineage: Eukaryota; Fungi; Basidiomycota; Agaricomycetes; Agaricales; Mycenaceae.